UAGGUAUCCAAGAAUAUAAUAAAUCGUAUGUAGCAUAGUUGAAAAACCAAUUUUCAUCAAAAAGCCCGUGUAGAAAUUUGAAGAGUAAUGCAGUAAUUUCUUUGUGCUCCAAACAGAAAAAGAAGAGUUGUGUAGCAAAUCAUCGGAUCAAUUUCCGUCACUGCUCGCCAGAGGAGGCACAAUCUUGAGAGCUCGUGAUGAGAAGGCGCUAGGUUCCCGCUGCAAACUACGGUUCGGCGCGACCGUGAGGUCUGCCGGUGCCGCUACUACCGGCCAUGUCGAGCCCGCUUGUCUGCCGCCAUGCCCGCGACAAGGUCGCCGGGCAGAGCGCCUGCUGCAUGCACAGUUAGAGUAUCAACCCUUUUUUAUUGUGAGAUAAGUUGGAGUGCCAACCGGUGGCCGAUUUUAAUCAGGCCCGGUUGUGUCUGUGCGGUGCUUAGUUUGGACCGGCUGGCAUCCUGGCCUACAUAUGGGCCACUUAACCGCGCACGAGUAGGUCAGCUGCCCAAAGCUCCGCCGCCGUUUCUCCUCGAUCUUCGCCCCCGUACACGUGAGGAUGGAUCCGACGGAAGCCCUGCCCGACGACGCGCUCGCCAACAUCCUCCGCCGCCUCGAGCCCUGCGACCUCGCCGCCUCCCGCUGCGUGCGCAAGGCGUGGUGCGCCGUCGUCGACGCCCAUCGGCUGAUGCGCCCGCACAUCCUCCCGAGCUCGGUGCGCGGUCUGUUUGUCAACUACAUCGACUACAAUCGCCCACGCUUCUUCGCCCGCCCCACCACGAAGCGGCCCUUGAUCAAUGGCGAUCUUGGCUUCUUGCCUGGGUACAACAGGGAUUUUGAGCCAAUCCUGGAUCACUGCAACGGCCUUCUUAUCUACGGUACUCAGUGGAGGGAGUUCUUCUGCGUCGUUAACCCCGCCACGAGACGGUGGGAGCGUCUCCCGUGCCCCGAUGCAAGCAACUACAACACAUACCUCGUCUUUGAUCCUGCCGUCUCACCGCACUAUCAAGUGUUCAGGAUUCCAAUGGUGCCUAAGAAAAUUAUCCAAAAAGUCCAACGAGUGCCUGACAAGAAGCCUAAAAAGCAAAGUCAGUUCUCAGGACCAUAUUGCCUGCUUGAGUUAUUCUCGUUGCCGGACGAUAUUCCGGCACUCGAUAACUUUGAAGAGGAGCACGAAGAUGAACGACCAUCGGAAUUGUCAAUGGAACAUACCAUUGAAGAGGACGACUUACCAGCAAUAUUCGUGCCGUCACCAACUGAGUGUAGUGGCAAGCAGGAGGAUCCAGAUGAAUUGGUGGAGUGGCCACCAUCCUCAUGGAUGCUGGAUGUGUUCUCCUCUAGUACAAAACAGUGGCAAAAGAGGUUGUUUGUCCGUGAAGGCGAGGCUUUGGAGACAGUGGCCUCUGUGCGGCUAGAUAGGUUGGAACCAACAAGCUGGGGGCCGAGGUGGCGCUACGGUGUGUACUGGGAAGGAGCACUCUAUGUUCAUUGUCGUGGCGCAUUUGUUGUGAGGUAUAUACAUUGGAAAGGCUUAUACAAGUUGUUUUUACAAGAUGGAAAGUACCAACUAGUCAAAACGCCAAUAGAUAUUGAGGAAAUCAAACGUGCAGAACCUUGUCUUGGGAAAUCGAAAAAGGGGGUUUACUUUGCAACAAUCCACGACGAAUAUCAACUUCGGGUUUGGAUUCUCAACGAAUCAGGUGGUCAGAUGUCUUGGGAGUUGAAGCAUCACAUUGAUCUUACUCCAUGGGGGACAAUAUAUUUGAAUCAGCCCAAGGGAAUUGAUCGCAACACUUGGUUCUUACAUGGCGAUAAUGAUGAAGAUGGAUUGCCCAGGAGUGACAAUUUUGAAUGGAACUCUGAUGACGAUAACGUCCUGAAUAUUGAAGAUGAUUAUGAAAAUUACUAUGGCUGUGUUGCUAUCCUCGGAUUUCACCCCUAUAAAGAGAUUGUUUUCUUGAGUGUAUCAUCAUUUAAAGGAGUGGCUUAUCAUCUAAAUAGCUCAAAAGUCCAGUACCUGGGAAAAUUACGCCCAAAGGAUUAUUAUCAGGGACAUUCAAAUGGCAUAUAUGAAUCAUUUCCAUACACCCCUUGCAUGGUUGGGGAGCUCUCAGAAUGUGCUUGAGAUUAUUCCUUCAGUGCUUGGUUUGGG
Lolium perenne is the source of this 2149-nucleotide messenger RNA. RefSeq lists its product as uncharacterized. The record is from RefSeq and is a predicted model, not a curated record. Gene Ontology annotation, molecular function: protein binding. Lineage: Eukaryota; Viridiplantae; Streptophyta; Magnoliopsida; Poales; Poaceae.